Messenger RNA from Drosophila yakuba, 763 nucleotides. RefSeq names its product ribonuclease P protein subunit p29 (gene Pop4). Lineage: Eukaryota; Metazoa; Arthropoda; Insecta; Diptera; Drosophilidae. The transcript has a single exon. Gene Ontology annotation, cellular component: ribonuclease P complex; ribonuclease MRP complex. The record is from RefSeq and is a predicted model, not a curated record. Gene Ontology annotation, molecular function: ribonuclease P RNA binding. Gene Ontology annotation, biological process: tRNA 5'-leader removal; rRNA processing. Bases 58 to 678 code for a protein of 206 amino acids.
CACAUAUCGAUACAUCAUUGGCUGUUCGACAUAUAAACAAAGCGAAAUAACAAGGAAAUGGACCACGCGACAAGUGAUUUAAAAGAAUUCAUCACAGACCUGGUGAUUCCGCACCAGCGCUGCAAUGUGAACAUUAUUCCCGACCACAUCACCAUGCUGGAGGGCACCAAGAUCAAGAAGCAGCUCUCCCGAAAACGCCGCGCCCACAAAUCCAGUACAUUGAAUCGCCGGGAAUAUGCGGCACUGGGCUUGAAUACGCUUCCCACCAAGCAGAUGAAAUACGAGGAGGCACUGCCACUUCAUCAACUCUGGAAGGGCUAUGUGCGUGAGCAUCUGGAGCUACGGGAAGGUGGACAGGUGCCCCAGGUGCACGAUGCUCGCUACGAGGAGUUCAGCCGAAAGUUGGUCAAAAUGGACUUGCACGGCGCCAAACUGAAGGUGCUGCAGUCCAAGUGCUCAACGCUGGAGGGUUUAGCUGGCAUCUGUGUCAUGGACACCAAGAAUGUGCUGAAGCUGCUUGGCAAGGACCAUCGACUGCGCACGAUCCCCAAGAGCGAGUGCGUCUUUGGGCUGAAAGUGGGCAACAUGGAAUUUACCAUAUUCGGGCAGCACCUUAACAUUCGACCCGCCGAGCGAAGCGUCAAGAAGAUCAAGAGCUUUGUGCAGCCCUUCAUGUAGAGAAUUUAGUAAUCAUUAGCUUUAGAAACGGAAUCCUAUUGUAAUUUAAGAAAAAUACAAGAAGCGCUACCUUUUGAAAAGGAAA